This is a messenger RNA of Ustilago hordei, 1218 nucleotides long. RefSeq lists its product as uncharacterized. The record is from RefSeq and is a predicted model, not a curated record. Bases 1 to 1218 code for a protein of 405 amino acids. Gene Ontology annotation, cellular component: endoplasmic reticulum; plasma membrane; Golgi apparatus. The transcript has a single exon. NCBI's taxonomy places the organism in Eukaryota, Fungi, Basidiomycota, Ustilaginomycetes, Ustilaginales, Ustilaginaceae.
AUGGCCAUCUUCAAAAGAAAUAACCGCGCAACGGACGCAGGCGAUGCCGCCCGCAACGGCUCCGCCAACGACAACGACAGUGAUGCCUCGUCCGCCAAGGGUCUGCGCAAGUAUGCUCAACGCAAACCUGCCAACACUGCCUUCAAACAGCAGCGUUUGAAAGCAUGGCAACCCAUUCUCACACCAAGGACUGUUCUUCCCGCCUUCUUCCUUGUCGCCAUCAUCUUUGCUCCUAUCGGUGCCGUCCUCUACUACUUUGCCGAGCAGGUCAACGAGUUCACCAUCGAUUACACCCAAUGCUCUACAGCAGGAACUGAACAGGCUGUCAUUCCUUCGUCCAAGUUCGACUACCAGCUCCACGAAAAGAACACCACCAAUUUCCAGCCGCCCACCUGGUCCUGGGAUGCUGGAACAAAAACAUGCAGUCUCUACUUCAGCGUGCCUUCCAGACUCGAGAACAGCGUCUUCAUGUACUACAAACUCACAAACUACUACCAGAACCACCGACGAUACGUCAAGUCAAUCGAAUCCGACCAACUCAAAGGCAACGCCAUCGCAUAUGGCACCGUUAAGGGUGGCACAUGUAAGCCCGUCGACGUUGAUCCUGCCACCAACAAGAUCAUCUACCCUUGCGGUCUCAUUGCCAACUCGGUCUUCAACGACACUUUUAGCGACCCCGUGCUUCUCAACGUCGCUGGCUCCGAUUCAGCCAAUCAGACUUAUGUCAUGAGCGAAAAGAACAUCAUUUGGCCGGGCGAGAAGAACAAGUACUCCAAAACUUCAUACAAAGCAGACCAGAUUGUUCCACCACCCUACUGGCUCGGCGCUACCGGUCCCUUUGGCUUCCCAAACGGCUACACCGAUGACAACAUCUUCGAUCCUAGCGAGAAUGAACACUUUAUGGUGUGGAUGCGCAUUGCAGGUCUUCCCACCUUCCGCAAGCUCUACAAGCGUAACGACACAUCUGCUAUGGAACCCGGUCGCUACUUGCUCCAGGUCGUUGACAACUACCCUGUUGCCAUGUUCGACGGUACCAAGAGCGUGGUCUUUAGCACCGCAUCCUGGGUGGGAGGCAGGAAUCCUUUCCUCGGCCUUUCCUUCAUUGCCGUCGCUGCAUUGGCGGUGUUGCUCGGUCUCAUCUUUACUGCGCGUCACUUGAUCAAGCCAAGGAAGCUCGGAGACAUGAGCUACCUUUCUUGGAACCAGCCAGAUUCCUAA